Messenger RNA from Vitis vinifera (wine grape), 3428 nucleotides. Its product is annotated as disease resistance protein RUN1. Lineage: Eukaryota; Viridiplantae; Streptophyta; Magnoliopsida; Vitales; Vitaceae. The record is from RefSeq and is a predicted model, not a curated record. The transcript is spliced from 5 exons. Gene Ontology annotation, molecular function: protein binding. Gene Ontology annotation, biological process: defense response. Bases 1653 to 3284 code for a protein of 543 amino acids.
AGAAUUUGUUUGACUUUUGAGGGCCGAUGCUCCUUCCUGGAAACCUGCUCCCACCCACCAGGUUAAGAUGAUAAGAAACUGCUUAAAAUGUUAUAUUUAUCUGAAGCCUCAGCAUCGUAGCAGAGAAAUCUCAGUUCUUUGCAAUUUUAGCACACCACCUGUCUUGAAUGGCUUCAACCAGUACCGAAACCUCGUCCUCUUCUUCCAAGCUCCCACACAAGUAUGAUGUAUUUUUGAGUUUUAGAGGGAGUGAUACCCGUAUGAAUUUUGUCGAUCAUCUUUAUGAAGGUUUAGUUGGAAAUCGAUUUAAUACAUUUAGAGAUGAUGAGCAACUUGAACGUGGUGGGGAGAUUUCAUCUCAACUCUUAGAUGCUAUUGAAGAAUCACGUAUUUGUAUAGUAGUUUUCUCUAAGAACUAUGCUGAUUCCCGAUGGUGUUUAAAUGAAUUACUGGCUAUUAUUGAGUCAAUUGCAAGCGAUGAUGGCAGAAUUGUUUUGCCGAUUUUCUAUCACGUGGAUCCUUCACAUGUACGACAUCAGACGGGAAGUUAUUGCACAAGGUAUACUUAUCCUGAGAGAGACGCAGACAAGGAGAAAGUUGAGAUGAUAGAGAAAUGGGGAAAUGCUUUGACUGCAGCAGCCAAUAUGAGUGGAUAUCAUGUGGACCCAAAAACACAUGAAGGCAACAUUAUUGAAGAGAUUGCAAGUCAAAUUUCAGAUUGCAUAGAUCAAAAACCUUUACAUGUCGGCACACACCUGGUUGGACUGGAUAUACGUCUGAAUGAAAUAAUGAAGUUGAAGAGUGGCGAUAAGUCAAAAUUUGUUCUCAUGGUGGGGAUAUGUGGACUUGGUGGAGUAGGCAAGUCCACAAUGGUUAGAGCUAUUUAUAAUGAACUCUCUUAUCAAUUUAAGAGCAAAAGCUUUCUAGAAGUAGCUGGAGACGUUUCCAAAGACUGUCAUCGUCUACUGGAUUUGCAAAAACAACUUUUUUGUGAUAUCUCACCCAGAAGCAAAAAAAAAAUAAGGAUUCUUGCUGAAGGAAUUAAUGUGUUAAAGAACAUGCUUUGCCGUGAAAAGGUUCUUCUUGUCAUUGAUGGUGCGAAUGAUGAGACGCAAUUACAAAACUUAGCUGGUGGACAUGAUUGGUUUGGUGAAGGAAGUAGAAUUUUUAUAACAUCUAGAAAUAAAGAAUUGCUGGUCCAGCACAAAGUGGAUGUACUAUAUCAGCUUCCAGAAUUAAACAACGACGAAGCUCUUGAACUCUUCAGUUGGCAUGCUUUUGAAACGAGUUAUCCACAUCAUGAUUUUUAUAUUCUUUCCAAAAAAUUCGUAGAGUAUUGUCAAGGUCUUCCCUUAGCUCUCAAAAUAUUGGGUUCUUGUCUAUUCCAAAAGCAAAGCCAUGAAUGGAAAAUUCAGUUACGUGACCUUGAUAAAGAACCUAACAUGAAAAUUUUAGAUGUGCUUAAAGUAAGUUUUGAUGGACUACCAUCAACUUAUAAGGCAAUAUUCCUUGACAUUGCAUGUUUCUAAUUUAAGGGAGAGUAUAAAGAUUUUAUUAUAAAAAUACUAGAUGAUUGGGAUUGUCCUGCGGAGACUGGAAUAGGAUUUCUCAUAAAUAGGUGUCUUCUAACAAUUUCAAAUGGAAAGGUUGGCAUGCAUAAUUUGAUACAACGAUUGGGUCAUAAAAUCGUUCGUGAUGAAGGUCCCAGGAACAAAGGUAUGCGCAGCCGAUUGUGGGAUCAUGUGGAUGUGAAAGAUGUAUUGAAGAAAAGGACGGGAACCAAUUCAAUUGAAGGCAUAUUCCUAAAUUUAUCGAAUCUAAACAACAUAAAUUUAACUACUCAAGCAAUGAAAGAGAUGUCUGGACUUCGAUUGCUCAAAAUUUUCUUGGGUUCUGAAGUUGUUACUGGUGAAGAGGAUUACAAAGUGCGCAUUUCUAGGGAUUUUAAAUUUCCUACAUGGGAUUUAUCCUAUGUCCAUUGGCAUGGAUACCCUUUGAAUUCUUUGCCAUCAAAAUUUGAGACUCAGAAACUAGUGGAACUCAACAUGCCGUAUAGCAACAUAAGAGAAUUUGGGGAAGGGAAUAUGGUUCGGUUUGAGAAACUAACAGCCGUCAUUCUCAGUCACUCUAAAUACCUCAUAAAAGUCUCAAACUUUUCCAGCACCCCAGAGUUGGAGAAACUAAUUCUUGAAGGUUGUACAAGCUUGCGCGAGAUUGACCCAUCUAUUGGAGAUCUGAGAAGGCUUAGUUUGUUAGAUUUGAAAGAGUGCAAGUCACUGGGUAGUCUUCCAGACAGCAUCUGCAACUUGAAAUCUCUUAAAACUCUUUAUCUUAGUGGCUGUUCAGAACUCAACUGUUUGCCCGAAGACUUGGGAAACAUGCAACAUCUAACUGAGCUUUAUGCAAAUAGAACAGCUACAGGAGCGCCCCCUCCUGUAAUUGGUCGUUUAAGAGAACUUCAAAUACUAUCCUUUAGUGGAUGUACAGGAGGAAGAGCUCACCCAUCAUUGUUUUCUUUAUCAGGUUUAUUCCUCUUAAGGGAAUUAGAUCUAAGUGAUUGUUAUUGGUGGGAUGCAGAAAUACCCGAUGAUUUUUGGGGCUUAUAUUCAUUGGAAAACUUAAAUCUGAGUGGAAACCAUUUUACUAUGGUGCCACGGAGAAUCACAGAACUUUCAAUGCUAAAAGUUCUUGUGUUGGGGCGUUGCAAGAGGCUCGAAGAAAUUCCGGAAUUUCCAUCAAGUCUAGAAGAACUGGAUGCACACGAAUGCGCAUCCCUGCAAACUUCCUUGGCUUCAUCAAGAUAUGUUGUGGAAGGUACCGCACGGAUGAUGUCGCUGCACAAUACUAUAUUAGAGAGGAUUCAGGACCACGCUCCAAAGAGUGAGUUCUGCAUUCUCAUUCCUGGAGAUGGAAUUCCUGAAUGGUUUGAACAUCGGGAAAUGGGUUCUUCACUAACAAUGGAGCUGCCUUCAGAUUGGUACGACCGUGACAAGUUCCUAGGAUUUUCUGUAUGCUUUGUCUUUGCUUUCAAGGAUCAACUGCCUCAGAUCCACAACGACAUAUUAUGCCAGUUGAACAAUUUUUCAUUUUUCUAUCCCUACUGGGACAAGUGGAGUGGUGAGCAUUCAUCAAAUGAUCGCCACAUGUGGUUGGCAUAUCAACCACGCUCUGGAGUCGAUAUUUGCCACCCAGAGGCAUGGAAUAGCAUUCGGGCUUCCUUUGAACUGUCUGGUGUGACUGAUGCGUUGUCGAUAAAGUGUGGCCUUCAUCUUAUCUACAAAUGACGUCAUUAAAAAGUAAUUGUAAUACCCAUCCAUAGGGAUAAACUCAAGGGAAAGGUCUUCUACAAUGGCCACAACAUUAUUUGAACUCUUCUUCUAGGGAUCUCUGUUUUUUUAAUAUUCUUUGAUUUUCCAUGUUUCCAAUUA